Messenger RNA from Cyprinus carpio (common carp), 2302 nucleotides. RefSeq names its product activated CDC42 kinase 1-like. Bases 332 to 2287 code for a protein of 651 amino acids. The record is from RefSeq and is a predicted model, not a curated record. NCBI's taxonomy places the organism in Eukaryota, Metazoa, Chordata, Actinopteri, Cypriniformes, Cyprinidae. Gene Ontology annotation, molecular function: protein binding; ATP binding; transmembrane receptor protein tyrosine kinase activity. Gene Ontology annotation, biological process: protein phosphorylation; cell surface receptor protein tyrosine kinase signaling pathway; multicellular organism development. The transcript has 13 exons. Gene Ontology annotation, cellular component: signaling receptor complex; basal plasma membrane.
GGGCGGAGGACGCGAGGAGGCGGAGCGAGGGAGAACUCAGACUGAACGCUUUGGAAUCGCAGAGCGGCGUCAGACUCAGUCUAUAAAACACCUGCCUUCACUGUAAACUACUCAUGAACUACAGAUUAACAAUAGACGGAUUAUUUAAACCGCCUUCUAUAUUCUAGCACGGCGGAUUAUAACACACUGUUUCGGUGACACUCACUCAAAAUGAACGGUUUCUAAUGGACAUCUUACACCUGGAGUGCAGUUGACUUACUAACUGAAGAAAGUGAUUCGACUGCGGAAAAAACCUCGAGCGUUCAUUUAGUUGCUGUGGGACAGUGUAAUAAUGAUGGAUCAUGACACUCAGUGGCUGUACCAGCUCCUUGCUAGUGUGCAGCUAGAGAGAUUCUACAUAAGGAUGCGAGAUGGACUCAAUGUGACACGUAUUGAGCACCUGAACUAUGUUAAAGAAGCAGAUCUGGAACAGAUUGGCAUUAGUAGACCAGGACAGCGACGAUUAUGGGUAGCUGUCAGAAAUUACAAAACCAACAUGCCGUCACGGUCAUGGAUGGUUAAGGCCUUCAGUGGUCGCAGCUCAGAAGGAAGUGACCAGUUUAAUGGUGUUGGGUCAGGCCAGGGGCCAGAACCAGGGCGCGCACUCCCCUGUCUUGUCCAGGACAGCGAACUGAUCUUUGGGGACAGGCUAGGAUCAGGUUCCUUUGGGGUAGUUAGAAAAGCAGAAUGGCAAACACCGACUGGACGAGUGUUGCCUGUAGCAGUGAAAACCUUGAGGGGUGGCGGAUCCAGAUACGGAGAUGUGGUGACCGAAUUCCUCCAGGAAGCUUCGACCAUGCAGUCUCUGGACCACCCCAACAUUAUACAUCUGUAUGGUGUUGUCCUUACUCAUCCUCUUAAAAUGGUAACGGAGCUGGCUCCCCUUGGCUCUUUAUACGAUGCUCUGCGUCAACGACAGGGAGAAUAUCCUCUUUCACGGCUCUGGCUCUUCAGCACACAGAUUGCUGCAGGUAUGGAGUACCUAGAGUCCAGACGCUUCAUCCACAGAGACCUCGCUGCCCGGAAUGUGCUCUUGGCUUCUAAAGAGCUAGUGAAGAUUGGAGACUUUGGACUGAUGAGAGGCUUAGGUCCGGACAGGGACCACUAUAUCAUGACGGCACACAAACGCAUCCCCUUUGCAUGGUGUGCUCCUGAGAGUUUACGUGUGGGUACUUUCUCUCACGCUUCAGAUGUCUGGAUGUUUGGUGUCACACUGUGGGAAAUGUUCACUUACUGUGAGGAGCCCUGGCUGGGGCUGUCUGGCAGACAGAUCUUAUAUCGUGUCGAGCGGGAAGGUGAGAGGCUGGAUAGGCCUUCAGACUGUCCGCAGGAGUUAUAUUCUGUGAUGCGUAAAUGUUGGGCCUGCAGUCCUGCUGACCGACCGACCUUCUCUCAGCUCACUACCAUGGUAGCAGAGGCUCAGCCUAUGGAGGUUCGAGCAGUGAAAGACUUCACAGAGCUCAGAAAACUCUCUCUACAGGCGAAUGAUCUAGUGACUGUAAUAGAUCAUGGGCUGGAAAUGUGUGAGUGGAAGGGCCAAAACCAGAGAACUCUAAGUGUUGGCUGGUUUCCCCCUGCAUUGGCUGCCCCGGCUCUCACAGCAGCAGUUCCUGCGCCUGGUCAGGCUCUGAUCUCUUCCCCUGUUAGAGGCAGUCUGCAGCACACUGGCCAUGGAGACACGGACCAAGCACGCAGCCGGGGCAACCCAGAACGAUUAGACGACUCCAGACGUUGGAGGAUUCCAUUAGCAAGAGAGAAGGAAAUCUCCAAUCUGAAGAAAAUGGCAGGCAUCUCAAGGAGUCUGGAGUCUGUCCUUGGUGAUUCACAGGACAAAGGUCGAGGUCCUGGUGGGAAUGCAGCUCAGAGAGCCGACCCACGCAGACUCAUGCAGUGCAAUUUAAUGCAAGAUCCACGCAGGUUUAGUGAUGCUGUUGUCAUCCCACCUGCACGGCCCCCACCCCCCAACUUCAAAUGCAUCAGCCCACCAAACACUGGCUUCAAAUGCGUCAAAACCCAGGUGAUGAUCCAGGAUCGGAGACCAGUAAACUCAGCGGGCUGGGCCCCUCAAACUCAUUCACAGCUACAGAUCCAGUUCCAACCACAGCAGCAGUGUUUAGGGAGUAACAACCUUGCCCGGAUGGCACAUCUGGCCAAGUCAAGCCCUCAGUUAGAUGAUGGCCCUGAGAAAGAGAAGGAGAGAGAAACUAGGUUGUUUUGCUGUACCCAAAACAACCACAGUGUGUCAUAGUUACAUAUAUAUGUU